AUGGCCAAACCGUCCUCCUAUGCGCCUUUGACCACAGAGCUGAAGAGCAUUGACGGCCCAGGCGGUCAAAGCUGGUCAACGGGACAAGAGGUGGACAAGGAUUGGGACAACUACCUGCAUGGCUUCAAGGCACAGUGGUUUUGGUUGGUGGUACUUUAUUGUGCUCCUCCCGGGCUGAUCUUUGGCUAUAGCAUUGUGAUGUCUGCAUGGUAUGGGUCAUGGUGGAAUACCAGUGGUAACGAGCCGUACGAGCCGCGGCCAGCAGAGAUUGGUACAUUGUACAAUCCUGUCUUCAACUCUUUGCCGGUCAUUCUGAAGUCACACAUGACUUUUGCAGUGCCCAUGUUGGGCGGAAUUUUGCUACAAGUCGUUUUGGCUUACUUUGGUGUGAUCAAGAGCAAUGUCAGUGCCAUGAAGGGGCAUGCACGUUUCGGUUCGGUCCUGCUCGUGAUCAUCCUUGCUUGCGUCGGUCUUGGAACGCUAUCGCUGUGGUUCUGUGAUGUGCAGAACAAACGAGGAGCAGAGACCAUGUUCUUUGUGAUGAUUGGCUUUGGUAUCAUGGCUUCAGGUGUUCGUGGUAUUGCCUUUGCAUCCCAAGGACUCCAUGGUUUGCACAUGCAGUACAUGGCCUUCACCGUUUGUUUGAUCUUCACACCAGGCUUCAAUCGGAUCACCACAGUCUUGGUGAGACACAUCUAUAGCAUCUUCCAAGAGGACUUCAGCCAGCAGUGCUUCGUAGCAUCCACCUAUUCUCCCAUUGGCUAUUACUGGACCUGGUCCUUUCUCAUGGGCAUGAGCUACAUGGCUCUUCUCUGGCUGUGCCCCUGGAGUCCCGCCAAAGUGCCCUUCUUUAAGGUCUAUAGCUUUGGCUUCUUCUACGCCCUGCUCAUGGGCGCCAUCAUGUUAGCCUGCCUGUUCCAGGCCUUGUUCCUUUGGUGGCCCGAAGUCAUGGAGAAGAUUCACCACGGCUUGGAUUGCUCACCACAGCGGCUGGAAGCCUGGCGCCACUUCGCGGCCAACUUGCGGAACAGCAGCCUCUUCGACCAGUCGCACGCAGGAGGGCUCUGCACGGCCUCGAGGCCCUUCGACUCGGUCAGCCUCUUUGGUGGACGAUUCCGUCAGCCAUAG
Molecule: messenger RNA, 1128 nt
Organism: Durusdinium trenchii
Lineage: Eukaryota; Dinophyceae; Suessiales; Symbiodiniaceae
Source: the annotation of a GenBank genome assembly